Molecule: messenger RNA, 804 nt
Organism: Oryctolagus cuniculus (rabbit)
Lineage: Eukaryota; Metazoa; Chordata; Mammalia; Lagomorpha; Leporidae
Source: RefSeq, a predicted model, not a curated record
AUGACAGAAGAAAGGGCCAAUGUGAUUGCAUCGGCCUUUACCCAGCUGCACAAAAGGUUAGAAAAAUUCUACUCACAAAUCUAUUUCAACAAAGGAGGAUCAUGUCUCACCAAUCCCACCGGCCAGAUUGUCACAUACUUAGCUAAGAAGUUUAGAGAAAGGGGUCAUCCAAAAACCAAAGCCUUUGUAUUUCAUGGUGGAGCCAAUGGCAUCUAUGAGGCAAUCCACCAUGGCAUCCCUAUGGUGGGUCUUCCUUUGUUUGGGGAGCAACCUGAUAAUAUUGCCCACAUGACGGCCAAGGGGGCAGCCAUUAGGCUGAACUGGAAAACAAUGUCAAGUGAAGAUUUGCUCAAUGCCUUGAAGACAGUCAUCAAUGACCCCUCCUAUAAAGAGAAUGUCAUGACAUUAUCCAGUAUUCACCAUGAUCAGCCCAUGAAGCCCCUGGAUCAGGCAGUCUUCUGGAUCGAGUAUGUCAUGCGGCACAAAGGAGCAAAACACCUUAGGGUUGCAGCCCACGACCUCACCUGGUUCCAGUACCACUCUUUGGAUGUGGUUGGGUUCCUGGUGUCCUGUGCAGCAUUUCUGAUUUUUCUUGUCAUAAAGAGUUAUUUGUUUGUCUAUCAAAAGCUUGUUAAGAUAGGAAAGAAGCAAGAAGAGGGAUUAGAGGCUCUUUCACACCAUGGGGUGUCAGAGAAAUCAGACUGCUCUCCAUUUAAUUCAAGCACUUUGGAUCAAGAUGUGACAAGAUUGGCACAGUUUUUGAGAAUUGUGCCUUUCAGAUUAUUCCAUAUAUUUAAUUGUUGA